AUACCGAGGAAGGGUCGAGUGAUCCUAGGCCUCGUCGGGCAAAUGCAAAAAUGAGACAAGCUGCUGUUGGGAUAUGUAACAUCCACCAUGAUACGCACAUGUGCAAGGAACCGUGCCGUACCUCCGCCUUAACUGGUUAAGCUUGGGUCACCGAGCUGGAAUAGGGAAACCCAAAGCGUAUGUAUCAAUCAUUUAUAUGAGUAAGAUGAAUUUCUUUUCAUUUGUUUACCAACUUGAGCAUAAUUAUGGGUUGCAAGUAUCCGAGCGAAUCUUGGUUGCUGAGCAAGUAGCUAUCUUUCUCUGGAUUAUGGGCCAACGAGCUAAUAAUAGAAAUGCCCAAGAACGUUUUCAACAUUCGGGGGAGACUAUAUCAAGGCAGUUCCAUAAUGUGCUAAACGCCCUCAAUGCCAUGGCUAUCAAUUGGGUUAGACCAUGGCCUCAACAAGGAGUGCAUAGCAAAAUAGCUAACAAUCCAAGAUAUUAUCCACAUUUCAAGGUAUUUUUUGUAAUUGAUUUAUUCGUUUUACGAGUAUCCAACCAAUUUGUUGCCUUGGAGCUUUUAACCAAUCAAUUUUCUAUAUGUAGGACUGCAGUGGGGCUAUCGAUGACACUCACGUAAAAGCCCACCCAACUAGGGGCGACCCCAAACAGAAAUGGAUUGGUCGUAAAGGAUAUCCAACACAAAACAUUAUGGCUGCAUGUGACUUUGAUAUGUGCUUCACUUUUGUCUUAUCGGGAUGGGAAGAAAGUGUGCACGACACAAGAAUUUUUUUUGAUUGCAUAAGGAAUCCUGCGUUAAAUUUUCCAACACCACAAGGAGAUCAAUUUUAUUUGGUAGAUGCCGGGUACCCAAACACUCCUGGUUAUCUAGCACCAUACAAAGGUUGUAGAUAUCACCCUUCUGAAUGGCGUGACGGAGGCACACCAAGGACCAACUUUGAAAGGUUUAACAAAAUACACUCCUCUCUUCGGUGCACCAUUGAAAGACCAUAUGGCGUUUGGAAAGCUCGUUGGCCUCUGAUUUGUGACAUGCUUGUUGGCUUCACAAUGACAACACAAGUAGCUCUUGUAUCCGCAACGAUGGCGAUUCAUAAUUUUAUAAGAAGGAACAACUUUUCUGACAUUCCUUUUGGUUUCUAUGAUAGACGACCAACUUUCUUGCCUUCAGAUCGAGAAGUAGAAACCACAGCACCUAACGGCAACCAUGGAAGUAGGGUCCAACGUGAUAAUCGUAACAUGGACAUUGUAAGGGCAUCUAUGCGAGAUUUCAUGAUGGAAAACAAUAUACGUUAG
Rhododendron vialii is the source of this 1293-nucleotide messenger RNA. RefSeq lists its product as uncharacterized. The record is from RefSeq and is a predicted model, not a curated record. NCBI's taxonomy places the organism in Eukaryota, Viridiplantae, Streptophyta, Magnoliopsida, Ericales, Ericaceae. The transcript has 2 exons. Bases 691 to 1293 code for a protein of 200 amino acids.